GUGAAAAAAACACUCCCAAAUCUCACCUCAACUCCCACUGAGCUACUGCUUCUGAAGGCAAAAUAUGCAAGUGUAAGAUAGACUUGGAUAAUUCGAGCUAGCCUAUAUACACUCAGAAAAAGGUGCAUAAAUUGCUGGCUGGAAAUUAACUUUGAGUAAAGGUAGACCUAUAUGCAUCUUGGAAAAAUGUAUACCCUAAAGGUACAAAAUCAGUGAUACAAUUUAGAACCUUUGUUGUUUAUUUCUGAUUUAUUUAUCUAUUUAUUUCUGCACAAAAGCAUUCCGUGUAACGUUUGCACACAUAAUUGGUUAGUUGUUUAUUAUUGACUAUUCGUAGGCUACAAAACAAAUGAUGUGAAAUAUGUGUAAACUAGCACACAUCAUUUCAAAUGUCUAAUUUAGUAGAGUUAAAUGUUAAUACAAAUAACACAAACUAACUAAUACAAACGAAUUUAGUAGCAAAUAUUAAUGUUAAUACAAAUAAUACAAAUAUUAAUACAAAAUUCGCCUCUAAUGAAUGAACACUUUUUGUAAUAUUCAUUGUUGUGCUGAUUAAUUUUACUGAACGGGACACAAGACAUUAAAUUCGGUGAAGCCAUUCGAUUACAAAUAAACAGAAUUGAACUGAUAUGUUUGAUUAAUUAAUGAAAUAAAUAACGGGUUUAUAAAAAUCAGUCACACUUUAUAGAUGUAUUAAAAGUGACUUUAUGACGUUUUUUAAAAAAAAAAAAAAAAAAGCCAUCUCAAAGACAGUCUCAGACAAGAUGUAAUGAUAUUUAAAUUGGGUUUAUUGGAAUGGCAUUGUAAUGUAAAUCACUUGACAUGAGCGUGCAGCAGGUCAGAGGAGCCCCGCACCUGCGUAAGUCCAUGCGGUUCCCUGCGGCGCAUCUGCGUUCCUAUUGGUCUGACCAUCAGUGCACUGCGAGGGUCCUCAUAAAUAGGCCAUCAGUCCAGCUAGACCAGCAAACAAUCUCGCUGUAGACAACACAAACACACACACACCUAAGAGACUUUGCUUGUGCAUUCUCUUUCGUCCCUGGUUGCGGAUUCAUCAUGAUCCUCUCCAUGGAUGAAGCGGCUCAGCACGCAUCUACCUCCUCUGAGGAAGAAAUAGACAUCGUCGGGGGAGAUGGAGGAGAGUUUUUCCUACCGUGUCGGGACACAGAUGACUCACCGGCAGAGUCUAGCGCGGAGGCGGACACUUCCGAAGCUGACUCCUCUGGGGAAAGCGAGGUCACGACCCCGAACCGCCCAGCGAGCGGCUCUGUUAAACCCCCAUACUCCUACAUCGCCCUCAUCACUAUGGCCAUCCUGCAGAGCCCCAUGAAGAAACUCACUCUCAGCGGCAUCUGCGACUUCAUCAGCAACAAGUUCCCCUACUACAAGGCAAAGUUUCCGGCGUGGCAGAACUCCAUCCGGCACAACCUGUCGCUCAAUGAUUGCUUCGUCAAGAUCCCCAGGGAACCAGGGAACCCGGGCAAGGGCAACUACUGGUCUCUGGACCCUGCCUCGGAGGACAUGUUUGACAACGGCAGCUUCCUGAGGAGGAGAAAGAGGUUCAAGAGAAGUCGUCCUGAAUUUUGUAAAGACGGACUUGUGCUUUAUCCCGGCGUUAGUGACCGAUCGUACGGAAGGCCUUACUGUGUGUCUGGACGUCCUCUAACGCAGCCUCUCGGAUACACACCGUGUCCAUAUUUCCCCUAUCAGACUGUGGCCGAUUUUAAGGGCCUCCAAGCCGGAGAGUUUGGGCCUCAGGGGCGCCUCACUUUCCCCGAGCAGGGGCCCGAGCGCCGGACGCAGAAGUGCUCUUUUACUAUCGACAGCAUUAUGGCAAAAUCCGACAGUCCAACACGUAAAACCCCUGUCCUCCAACUUCCUGUCGAUUAUGGACAUGUCUUCUCGCGGUCAGCUUCCUGUGUGGUUCCCGGUUUUCUGCCAGUGACACGGACUCCUUUUACUUUAACCUCUGUGCCCUUUACAGAAAACUUAUCAAUGCUCUAUCGUAACUGCUGAACAUGCUAUAGACUGUCACAACUGAACCAAUUAAUAGCAAGCAUGUUAUUGUUAUAGCACACAAGUGUCUUUUAUUUGCACAUACAGUCAAUCCCAGCUGCCUUAUGCGUUCCAACAGGCCGUUAUACACAGCUUUUAUGUAAAUAUAUAAUGUUAAUGUUAAUAUAUGUGUGUC
Messenger RNA from Ictalurus punctatus (channel catfish), 2188 nucleotides. It is a transcript of the gene foxd5, whose product is annotated as forkhead box D5. Bases 1054 to 2013 code for a protein of 319 amino acids. Gene Ontology annotation, biological process: cell differentiation; anatomical structure morphogenesis; regulation of transcription by RNA polymerase II. The record is from RefSeq and is a predicted model, not a curated record. Gene Ontology annotation, molecular function: RNA polymerase II cis-regulatory region sequence-specific DNA binding; DNA-binding transcription factor activity, RNA polymerase II-specific. Lineage: Eukaryota; Metazoa; Chordata; Actinopteri; Siluriformes; Ictaluridae. The transcript has a single exon.